AAAACAGUAGACAGUCGGAGUACAACAUGGCGGCAGUUUUGUGUCAUGUUCUCGUGACGUCCCUCCUUCCUUCUCAUACACUCACUUUUUUUUCCCUCAAUUUUAACCAAUUUGUAUUGUGGAAAUAAUGCUUUAUUGUGCUGUGUGACGCGUAAGUGAAAAUAUUCUUAAAAUGUCUACCCGAUCGCAGCUGACGAAGGAUUUAAACGAAUCCGUGAAGUCCUUAUUGGGCAAACAUGUUAAAAUAUUACUGAAGAAUGUUGUGAGGUUAGAAACAAAACAGGAUAAACAAGAUAAUCGUGUUCUGGUAUUUUCACCAUGCCGCCUAUUUUUAUUAACAGCCAAAGUGCCAACGCGGAUCGACUGCCAUUUUCACUAUUUAGAGAUUACGGCCGUGGAGUCGAAAAGAGGAAACCAGUUGAGCUUAACUGUGGGAGACAGAAUUUACAGCUUCACAACUAUGGGUGGCGGAAUCGAUACAGCAGAAGUAGACGCUAUGAUAGAAGCCUUGCACACUGCAAUCCGCAAUAUUUUUCCAACGGUACCUCUGAACUACAUCAUACGAAAAAUAGACGUCAUACCGACUAGCAGACUCCAAAGUAUUAGAAGUAGUGAAUUAGCCAGAAGCACGGAAGCUACGAGGCAUACAGGACCUUGUGGCGGAUUUUCUACACAGUAUGCCUGCAUGUGUGACUUACAUGGGGUUCCGUACAGAGACGAAGUGGCGUGGGAUGUUGAUACGAUAUAUUUAUCCCACGACACACGAGAGCUCAAUCUGAGGGACUUUGAUCAUCUGGAGCAAAAAGAUUUGGUGCCAAUUAUUUCAGCAUUAGAAUACAAUACAUGGUUCACUAAGUUAAGAGCCUCCCAUAUAAAACUAAGUCAUGAACAUCUGGAAAGAUUAUUGCACGUCAUGCGAAGAUCUCUGUCGAUUCAAGAAAUUUAUUUAGACAAUCUAGGAUUCAAGUGGGACUUUGCUCACAAAUUGUCAAUAGCUUUGAUAUCCAACACCAAUACUAUGUUACAUACAAUUGACUUGUCAAAUAAUAUGAUAGAAGAUAAAGGAGCCUCUAGUUUGUGUGGGAUAAUUGCCAAAUUGAUGCAAGGUGCUACACACUUAAGUGGUCUCAUGGGUAAACUACCUAAGGGAUUACAGAAGCUGAAUCUUGCUCAUUGCGGUUUGACGGGUAAAGGCAUUAAUCAAAUCGCACAUGCCUUGAGUCUGAAUAGAAGCAUGCCCAGCAGUCUUCAAUACUUGAAUCUUUCUGGAAACAGUUUGAAAGAUGAUGUCAAUAACUUGUGCAACUUCCUGGCACAACCAAAUAGCUUAACUCAUUUGGACCUCAGUGGUACGGAUACGACCUUAGAAUGUUUAUUCGGUGCACUGUUGCGAGGCUGCGCAACAAAUCUUGUGCAUUUAAAUGUAGCACGAAAUUCCUUUUCGAGCAAAAAGACUAAGGAAAUACCGCCAAGCUUUAAGCAGUUUUUCACGGCAACGUUAUCAUUAAAAUACAUGAACAUUUCAUUUUGUAAACUACCCUUAGAAGGACUGAAGAAUUUACUGCUUGGCUUGGCUUGUAAUGAAAGCACAGUCGAAUUGGAGCUGGAUAUGAGUGGAAAUAAUUUAGGUUCGAUGGGUGCCCAUGUCCUCGAAUCGUGUAUUCAUGGUGUGCGAUGUAUAUCGUCAUUGGAUAUCUCGGACAGCAACAUGGAUGUCGAUUUAGCGCAAGUGAUAACGGCAGUGAGUAAAAAUAAAUCCAUCAAACAGCUAUACAUGGGUCGAAAUCUAGCUGGCAUGAAAACUAAACAUAUUGCCGUUGUGAUGGAAGCACUGGUAACUAUGAUGCAGGAAGAUGAUUGCGUAUUGCAGGCGUUGCAUUUACCAGAUUCUAGAUUGAAAAGUGAUUUAUUCAACUUGAUUAACGCUUUGGGGAGUAACACAUGCCUACAUACGCUGGAUAUCAGUGGUAAUCAGAUUGGUGACGCUGGUGCUCGUCUUUUAGCAAAGGCAUUGCAAAUAAACAAUCAUUUGAAGAAUAUUAUUUAUGAUAGGAAUAACAUAACGAUUCAAGGAUACAGUGAUAUUGCAUACGCAUUAGAAAACAACUACAGCGUCAGGCAUAUGCCGUUUCCAAUAUUCGAUGCGCAACCUUGCAUGAAAACGUCUGCGGAAAAAACUGAACUGCUUAUGAAAAAAAUCCAAGAUUUGUUGCAAAGAAAUGUAACGCCGAACAAAUACAGUCACGGGCAAGCGUUCCGACUUCAACAGGGAUUCUUAUUGAGUUCUACGCAACAAAUGGUAGAUAGACUAGUCGUGCAAACGCAAGACACGAUAAAAGCUUUGGCGGCUGAGAGCUGUGAUGCCAAUAACGAUAUAAAUUACGCUACUGGCUUGAUACAGGACGCUGAUAAUUCGAAACAGCUUUUGCCGAGGUUACAUGAGGUUGUUACAAGAAGGGACGAUAGUAGUCCCAUUGAAAUCAAAUUGAAAGAAACAGCAGACGAGAUCCACAGAGUUGUCACUGGAUAUCUGCAGGAUUCCUUGGACAGUAUACUGAAGUGUGCCAUCGAACAGUGUCCAACGGUUUUGAACCAGACAGUCAUCAGAGGCGAUGAAAGCGAACCAAUUUCUGUCGAAUAUGACCUGAGAAGCAGUUGUAGAGAGAAAAAUCAAAUUAGCACAGAUUUCAUUUAUACUUCCAUAUUCGAACAAGCUGGGACUGACAUCAUUAAUAAAGUAAAUGAAUUAAACUUGGCUGUGGCGGCUCACGUAUCAGACAGGAUCACCGAUGAAGUGAUCGAAUCGCUAUCCCGAAGCUACAAGACACUGAUUGGUGAUGCCGGCUGCCGAACCAGAAGUAGCACACCGGACGUGCUAAGAUCUAGCGGAUCUGUAAGCGCCGGGGUCAGUAGCAUGGGAGGAGUUUUGAUAAAACCUGCUGGUAGAGCUAGCUUAGACUCUGAAGAAGAAGGUGCUGCUAGUCUCUCGUUCACCGACACCAUUAGUCAACAGUCGAGUGACCAAUCGCCAAUGAAGUUGGAAUACCUGAAUCUGGCAACUCCACACUUAUCCAAUAAACGGAAAAGCUUGCACGGUCGAAAACUCAGGCCAAAGUCUGUCGUGGAUUCUAUAGAAGGCUUGUCGGCUGAUGAUAUACCAGAUUUGUUACCGUCACUGCCAAAAAAUCAGGCUGAAGUGAUAUCGGAAAACGAACACUCUUUAACAGAGUCAUUGGACUCCGUUUCUGAGCUGCCAAACACAGUGGGACCACAGUUGCAACACUUGGUGAAGUCCAGACCUAGGAGGACCAAAACUAGGGCUCCGACAAGACCGAUGUUACGGCCUGAUCAACUCGCUGAUGGCUUGGCUAUAGGCGAAGGGCUCGACACAUUCUUCAGACCAACAACACCCACGACACCUCUAGUAUCUCCAACAAGUGAUGACAGUUCGUUACACACAUUUCCAACCGAUGGAAGCCCCAACCUUUCCUUAACAAGCCACAAAGGCGUAGCAUUUGAUGUCAAAGUUGAUGGUGAUAAGAAGCAAGGCCGAAGUUCUCCCAUGCUCAAGACUUUGCUUGAGCCAACGCCAAGAUCGAGAUCGAUCGACAAUUUGGAGAAGUUUUCCCCACUGAUCGGUCGAAGAUCUCAAGGGGAUUCGCCGCUGACUGCGUCUCCCCUUGCUCGGCGAAACACGACAGAAAGUGCACAAAGUAGCGAAACAGGUGGGACGAAAAAAGAUAUUAGUAACGAGAGCAUCAAAGACGGCUUGGUCGACGUUUCAAAAAGAAGUACUUUACCAAUAGUCAACUCGGGCUGUCCAAAAGAUGAAACGAACAGUUUAAUACACUCAGGUACAACGGGUAGCUUCAAAGAGGGAUUUAUGGAUAACGUUAAAAGAAGCAUCAACAAUGUUCUGCAUGUUUCAAAAGAUCCCAUGUCCGAAAAUGGGAAAAGAAAUUUACCUUUGAGUAACGUAGGCUCGUCAGCCCAGAAAGACGCGAUGAAGAAUGUUACAAAUUCAUCUGCAAUAUCGAACGUUAUCGAAGUCGACGGAAAGAAAAAUAUCAACAAACGAAUAGCCGUUGAUGUUAAACCAAUCAGUCCAGGCAUAUCUUCGGUGAAAUUGCGUUCAACUGGGUUUGACUUGCGGAGUCCGACAAACGGCAGUGGGCCGAAAAGUUUAGACGCUGAAGUAUCAAAGUCUCCAAUUCUCAAGCCAAUAAAUAGAGGCGAAGGUUCAUCUACUGGCGAUCUUGCAAAAUGUGGAUAUCAGGUCAAAAUGAAACCAGCUCCACCGACUGCCCCAAAACCGAGACCAUGGAGCAUGGCGACUGACAGAAAAUCAGGAGAAUUCAACUUACUAAGCGAUGGAUCUAGUCCUAAUACGUCAGCUGGAAACACACCGGAUUCUGGAGAUGCACUAGAUGAAUCAAUUGACAGCAGUCUCAGUGGGCCAGCAUCUCUUCCACCAACUCUUUCUGCUAGCAGCACGACUAGUUCGUUGAGCAACACGAGUACAGAAAAAAGAUCUGUAAGAGAGCUUGCGGCCAGCCUGAAUAAAGUACAGACGGACAAAAAAGAAGGUGAACAUUUAGUGCCUGCCGCAUGGCGAUCAGUGCUUCGACGUUCAGUUGACCAACAAGAUGUCCAGGACGGGGAAGUGAAGAAAACGGUUGAAGAGAACAGCACCAUCACCAAGCAGCGACGUAUUUCGCUAUUACGUGACUCGAAUUUCAACUAUGACAACGACAUCGUUGACGUUUAGCAACAACUAUAGUUUAAGUUAAUACAAUUAAUAAACGAAAAUCGAAUAGUGGUAUUAUUAAGAUGAUGUAGCACACGCGGACAUAAUAAUUAAUUUAUUAUCUAUCUUGAUACUAAAUAGGAUAUUGAGAAAAUCGCUGAAUACAAAAUCUAGUAAUUAUUCCAUUAAGUUCUUCCUUGCAGGACGAUUACUGCUCAUGUGCCGAUGUCAUACAUGUUUACCCACAUACAAUUCCGAGGGCAAAAUGAUAUUAAUACCAGCUUGAGUUGAAAAAGAUAGAAAAAAACUUUAAGGAGGUUGGUUGGUGAAAAAUCGAAA
Molecule: messenger RNA, 5086 nt
Organism: Diprion similis
Lineage: Eukaryota; Metazoa; Arthropoda; Insecta; Hymenoptera; Diprionidae
Gene: LRR
Product: F-actin-uncapping protein LRRC16A
Exons: 25
Coding region: 173-4768 (1531 amino acids)
Biological process (GO): cell migration; regulation of Arp2/3 complex-mediated actin nucleation
Cellular component (GO): lamellipodium; plasma membrane
Molecular function (GO): protein binding
Source: RefSeq, a predicted model, not a curated record